Biomphalaria glabrata is the source of this 4810-nucleotide messenger RNA. RefSeq lists its product as uncharacterized. Lineage: Eukaryota; Metazoa; Mollusca; Gastropoda; Planorbidae. The transcript has 14 exons. Bases 305 to 2314 code for a protein of 669 amino acids. The record is from RefSeq and is a predicted model, not a curated record.
GAUCUAUGUCUACAUUUAUAAACACCAAGUCUCUGUUAUUAUUAUUGUUAUUAUUAAUUAAUGUCUACAAGCUACAGUAUGUUAUUUAUUUAUCUGUGACAACAGAACAAUGAUGAUCAUGCUGUUCCAUCUGAUCAAUCAUCAUCAGUGGUUCUCAUUUUUUUUUUACCCAAGGACCUCUUCUCUUUAUUAAGACAAAACCUGCACACAUUCUACAUGGAAAUGCAUGGGUUCAAUUUAAUAGGCCAGACAAUACCCUGUUGGGAAUAUACAAAUCAUUUGCUUAUAGUAUCCAAUAGUAAUUAUGCAUGGACAAAGAACAUAUUCAUUAAGAAAACACAAUGAGAUUUCUAAGGCUGCUUUAAAUCAACAGAAAGAUUUGUUAUUCAAUGAAAUAGUGCUGAAAGAAGAAUGUUCAGAGAAUUCAGCUCUAAAGCCUCAAAUACAUUCUAAACACAAGGACAAAGCGGUUAAAAAACGCCCAACUAAAGGCAAUAGGAAAAGAAAUCUGCAUGAUUCCAUUCAUUUGUUCAAAGACACAUUACUGAGAAAGAAGAAAGUGAAAGAAAAUUUCAACUCAAAAGGAGCAACUAGAAACAAAGAGCAAUGUCUAGGAAGUCCAAAGAUAAUGGAUACACUUGUAAGCACUGAUGAUACUUCUGAAUCACUCAUCUUGUUGCAAGAUCCUGAUGAUAAAUAUAAAUCAAGAAAUUUUGUUUGUCAGCAAAAGUUUAAUCUCAAGGGAGACAAAUCUGACUUACCCUGUGAAGAAUUUGAUCUGGAGGAAAGUAUUGAGAUUCCAAGAGAUAUCAAAGGGACUUGGAGUGGGCCCUCCAGACUCCUUGGGAUUAGUCCUCCUGUAGAUCUAGUACCCAGUGAUGAUGAGUGUCUGAUUACUUCUCCACCUCCCAGCACAGCAAAGAAAGAAAAGAUAUUAUCUGAUGAGAACUGGGUUACAUACAGUUCUGAUGUACACGGAGCUAGAAGUGUAUCUACUGACACAGGAAGUUGCAGGAAAUCAAUCUCAUCCAAGUUUACAUACACAUAUAUAUCAACAUAUACAGAAAAUUCCACAGAGAGCAAAACUUCCUGUGGUGAAAGGUCAUCCUCACCUCAUGUGAUCUUCAAGAAAGCCUGCCCUAACUUAAACUCAACUACUUACUGGAAUAAGGAAGAUAUUGGUGCCAUACAUUUUCCAGACUCUAUAUCUCCUAUAUUCAAAAUGCCUGAUGUUCCUAAAAAUGAACUUUUAAAAAAGAAUCAAGAAAAGUGGAAAAGCCUCAGGGUGCAUGAAAAAGUUGAACAGGAACCUAAAUGUUCCACUCAAUUAUUUGUGUCUAUUUCUUCAAGCCAGAACAAAAUGUUUAACUCUGUUUCAACAAUACCUGAAGACAGUAAGACCCAAGGGCCUCAAGAAACUUUUAAUCCAGAGACAACAAAAACAGGAUACAAUGUGAAAGGUGUUUUUGAAAAUUCAGCAGAGCUUGUACCAGUUAGUAAUAAGGUUGAUGUAGUGGCUCCAAAUAAAGAAGUGAAGUCCAGUACACCUCAUCAUGGCUCCACCAGUGUAUUCACUCUUGACCUGUCACCAAUCAAAUCUGUUCAUGAUGAGGAUGAACUCUACAUACACUCCAGCAAAGAUGUCAACUCAGAGGAGAUCAUUGUCCCCAGCUUGAUGCAGCUGUCUGAUCUCUCAGAGAAAGUUUCUCUUCCAAAAGUAAAUCAUGAGGAUCAAACUUAUCAAGUAAACCAGACUCAGGUGGAACCUGCUGAGACCAUGCCAGUUCAGUUAGAGAUUAUUUCUGAAGAGGAUAAACAGAGUGUUGAAGUCUUUCACCAGAUUGAAUUGAUUGAACAUCCACACCAGACAACUGCCCACAUUACCAGUGACCAGGACACAUCAUUGUGUAAUAGUGAUAAAGCCAUGGAUAGUUUGAAGUCCCAUUGUGAUAAUGUCCAAACUAGGGUGAAACCACAUGAGGGCUGUGGUCAACUAAUUGCACAUCAUGACAGUGUCAAAGUAAAUGAAAGACAGAAUCAACAGAGUUUCAGCAAGAACAAAAUUAUAGCCUCCCCUAUCAGCAGGUCUGUUCAAAACAAGAAUGAUUCCCUAGAUAGCAAUGCUUGUCAAAGCACUCUACAAGAUCAGGUAACUCAUCAGACUGAAGUCAUAAAAGUUGAAGACCAAACAAUAUUCAAGGAUUCUGUUUGUGCUACCUGCUUUGGUCAUAUAUGUAGCCAGGGGAUUUACAAACUUUGUUUGGUCGGUAAGUUGUGUGCCAUCAGUCAGUCCAUUCUGAAGCGUGCUCAGUAAUAUUUACCCUGAAAAAAGUGAUAAUCUAAGUCACUCAGUACUGAAAAAAGUGAUAAUCUAAUUUAAUCAGUACUGAAACAGAGUGAUAAUCUAAGUCAAUCAGUAUUGAAACAAAAAGAUAAUCUAAGUCAAUCAGUACUGAAACAAAGUCACUGAUAAUACAAGUCCACUUAGUUUUGAAACAAAGUCUGUGAUAAUUUGUUGCAGUCAGUGACAUGUAACAGUUUUUUUCAAAAAUAACAAUGAGUUUUUGUUUGCCAGACAUUUUGUUCUCUGUAAAGUUUUUUUUUUUUCUUGAAUGUGUGGUUAGGUUCAGUGUGUUUUUUUUUUUCUUGAAUGUGUGGUUAGGUUCAGUGUGUAGUUUUUUUUUUCUUGAAUGUGUGGUUAGGUUCAGUGUGUUUUUUUUUUCUUGAAUGUGUGGUUAGGUUCAGUUUGUUUGAAUUGCUUUUUUUUCUUGAAUGUGUGGUUAGGUUCAGUGUGUUUUUUUUUUCUUGAAUGUGUGGUUAGGUUUAGUGUGUUUGAAUUGUUUUUUUUUUUCUUGAAUGUGUGGUUAGGUUUAGUGUGUUUGAAUUGUUUUUUUUUUCUUGAAUGUGUGGUUAGGUUCAGUGUGUUUUAAUUGUUUUUUCUUGAAUGUGUGGUUAGGUUUAGUGUGUUUUAAUUGUUUUGUUUUUUUCUUGAAUGUGUGGUUAGGUUCAGUGUGUUUUGUUUAAUUGUUGUUUUUUUUUUAAUGUGUGGUUAGGGGUCAGUAAGUGUGCUUUGUUUAGUCUAAAUGCUUGUUUACUUUGAUUCGAAUUGAUGUUUCCUUUCCUAAUACAUGAUGAUAUUAACAAAAUGUUGAUUAUUGAAUCAGUGAAAUCAGUAUCACUAUGUUUGUGUGUUUGUGCUGAUAUAAUUUAGUAUAAAGAAAAUAAGAUUAAUACUUAUUGUGAUUCAGAACAUUGAAACUUAUUGGGUAAUCUCAUGUUAUCCAUACACACCUGCUGGCACAGUAAAGGGCAGUUUACACUCUUUACAUCUUAGCUGGAGCAGAUCUUAACAAAGUUGUCUUCCCUUAACCAGAAACUAGAUCAAUUCUAUUGGUUCAGUUUUCUUUAUUUGUUCUUUGAUUUGCAUGCUUUCAGUAUAGGAACAGUUGUAAGGUGAGAACUGUCGAGUAUUGAACUAGCAUGCACAUUUUCUACCAAUUGUAAUUAAAAAUAAUAUUUAAUUAUUUUCAUCAUUUUACCUUAUUAAUCCAUUCUGAUCUAUACAAUUGUAAAUGUAAUGAAUUUUCAUUCAGAAUGAGUUAUUAAAAUAUUUAAAUGACUUUGUUAUCGACAUGUUAUAUAAUUUAUUUUCUCUCUCUAUGUACUAAAAGAAAUGAAAUCAUGUACGUAUCUAUUUCUAAGGUUCAAUUUGUUCUUAAGAUUUAAAAUGACAGUUAAAAUAAUUGCUGUUUAUUUUUUUGUUUUGUUUACCUAAAAUGAAUUUAAAGCUUUAACAUAUAUUUUUUGCUAAAAUAAAGGAAAUAAUUAUUACAAUUUUUGUUAAUGAAAUUCUUGUGAAAAACAAAAUUGUUUGGCAGACAAAUUAUUAUUCACUUUUAGAUUUAAAAUUGUGGAAAUAUACAAAUAAUGACAUGUACAUUUGACAAACCUUCAUCUACGCAUUUUGAAUUAUGAUUCAUAAUAUUUGUCUUUGCCUUAGCAUGUUUGCAUUCUGGUUUUCAUUGAAUGAAUAUGAAAUUAUGCUUCAUGUUAUCCUAUGUUUUUAAUGAUAUGAAAACUAAUUAUUUAACUUUGCUUUAGUUUAUGUUUCGUUGAUUAUUGAUCAAAGUUUGCAUUCUGUUGUACAUUUUGUUCAGGACCUACUUUUGCUGAUAAUUCCUCUAUAAACUGGAUGUUUGAUCAACUGUGUAUACUAUUUAUAGUUGCUAACUGUAAUGGCUCUUGUUUUGUUAGUGGUUCAUUGCUUUGCAGUAGGGGAAGGAGAAAUGCCUUGUGAUAGCUUUGUGUGAUAAAUUUCAUUGGAUCUGUUCAGAUGAUUACUCAACAGAAUAACCGUCAUAUGGUAUAAUAAUGUGAAUAUUGUGACAUUAAUUUCUUGGCAGAAUGUUCAAUGAAUGUAUAUAAAUAUUUGAAUAUAUUUACUGAUACAUACGCUUAUAGAGUAGUCCUUAUUUCAUGUCUUUUCCACAAAAGUUAUCCUUCAUUAUCUCCCCUGCAUCUUACCUUCUUCCUUCUAAAAGAUAAUAAUAGUUCAUCACUACUAGUCUCGUAUGUAACAGUUGUAUUCUGAAGGGCACUCUUAUUAAUUCCCCUUUAACAAUACUUUAGAAGUCACUUUCUAACUCAGGGCUGUUGGAAUAGAGUUAUCUAACAUAGACUCAAGUCAUAGUACUAGGGAAUCAAAUGGCUAGAUACACACAUUGGAAAAAUCUUUUUGCAACCUUUGAUAAUACUUGUGCAAUGUUUACAAAUUUUUUGUUUAUUAAAUAAAAGCAUUACUGUUGGGAAA